Molecule: messenger RNA, 2436 nt
Organism: Capra hircus (goat)
Lineage: Eukaryota; Metazoa; Chordata; Mammalia; Artiodactyla; Bovidae
Gene: PRMT6
Product: protein arginine methyltransferase 6
Exons: 1
Coding region: 155-1282 (375 amino acids)
Biological process (GO): peptidyl-arginine methylation
Molecular function (GO): protein-arginine N-methyltransferase activity
Source: RefSeq, a predicted model, not a curated record
AGAGUACAGAUCAUUGGUAUCUGGCUGACAUUCGCCCGGCGACCUGCCAAAACAGGGAGGCAGGAGCGCGCACUACAACUACCAUAAGGCUCCGCUUCCUGGAGCCCGAGGCGCGGCGCGCAACGCACGCCGGGAGUCGGCCCAAGCCGCCAAGAUGUCGCAGCCCAAGAGAAGAAAGCUUGAGUCGGGGGGCGGCGGCGAAGGAGGGGAGGGAACUGAAGAGGAAGAUGGCGGAGAGUUGGAGGUGGCUGUGCCGCGACCCCGGAGGACUAGGCGGGAGCGGGACCAGCUGUACUACCAGUGCUACUCGGACGUAUCGGUCCACGAGGAGAUGAUUGCCGACCGCGUCCGCACCGAUGCCUACCGCCUGGGCAUCCUGCGGAACUGGGCAGCGCUGAGAGGCAAGACCGUGCUGGACGUGGGCGCGGGCACCGGCAUCCUCAGCAUCUUCUGUGCCCAGGCAGGGGCCCGGCGCGUGUACGCGGUGGAGGCCAGCGACAUCUGGCAACAGGCCCGGGAAGUGGUGCGGCUCAACGGGCUGGAGGACCGGGUGCACGUCCUGCCGGGACCGGUGGAGACGGUGGAGUUGCCGGAGCAGGUGGAUGCCAUCGUGAGCGAGUGGAUGGGCUGCGGACUUCUGCACGAGUCCAUGCUGAGCUCUGUGCUCCAUGCGCGGACCAAGUGGCUGAAGGAGGGCGGUCUUCUCCUGCCGGCUUCCGCCGAGCUCUUCGUGGCGCCCAUCAGCGACCAGAUGCUGGAGUUGCGCCUAAGCUUCUGGAGCCAGAUGAAGCAACUCUACGGCGUGGACAUGAGCUGCCUGGAGAGCUUCGCCACGCGCUGCCUCAUGGGCCACUCAGAAAUCGUGGUGCAAGGCCUCUCCGGCGAGGAUGUGCUGGCCCGGCCGCAGUGCUUUGCUCGGCUGGAGCUGGCCCGCGCCGGCCUGGAGCAGGAGCUGGAGGCCGGGGUGGGCGGUCGCUUCCGCUUCAGCUGCUAUGGCUCGGCUCCCUUGCACGGCUUUGCCAUCUGGUUCCAGGUGACCUUCCCCGGAGGGGACUCGGAGAAACCCGUGGUGCUCUCCACCUCGCCUUUUCACCCCGUCACGCACUGGAAGCAGGCGCUCCUCUACCUGAACGAGCCGGUGCAAGUGGAGCAAGACACGGAUGUUUCCGGAGAGAUCACGCUGCUGCCCUCCCAGGACCACCACCGUCACCUGCGCGUGCUGCUGCGCUACAAAGUGGGCGACCAGGAGGAAAAGACCAAAGACUUUGCCAUGGAGGACUGAGCGUGGUCUUCUCUCCCAGCUACCUCCCAAGGAAGCCAGGCGCUGAAAAGGCGGAGGGUUGGUCGGCGGAGUAAAGGAGGUUUCACGUGCAAGUAGGCAGUAUUAUCUUCCGUCUCCCUUUACCCCAGGGCUCCUGGGGAAGGAGAGUGACUUCAGUCUCGCUUCGUGGAGAUUCUUCUGGCGAUAUUUAUUAAAAAGUGUUUUCGAUCCCCUGCCACGACCGAAACAGCGUGUUUAUUAAGGGCCCGUUAAACCUCAAAAGCACGUGGUACCAAGCACUCCUUUUUCUAUUUCUUUUGUUUCUUGUAAAUUAAAGGGGGAAAAGGGUAUGAAAUUAUCAGUUUGUGAAGGUUCCAUUCACUUCCCUGACACCUCACACCCUAAGUCUAAAGCCAGGGAAAGGGUAAAAGGGUUUAUAGUUAGACUCCAUGUAUUUCCAAUAAGACGGGAUAUCACUCCAGAGCCAUAUUCUCUCAUUUUCUGAAUUCCCUCUCUUCCCAGGUGCCUCUAGACUACAGUAUUUUGUCCUCUUUUUUUUUUUUAAUAAGUUUUACUACUGAUAACGUGGGGGAGGUGAAUGAGGAUAAAGUUUAAAUAACACCUACUUCUUUAAGAUGCUAAAGUUGAUGACACCUUACUCCAUUAAGUGAAAUAAACUUCAUACGUACUAGUACAGCAUACCUAAGAAAUCUAGAAGGGUACGUGUUGGAGAAAAAGACCUGAAAUACAGUAAAGUAGUAUGGACUUUUUGUCUUUACUGUUAAGAUUUAACCAAGAAAAUUUCAUGUAAGUUCCAUAGUAAAAAUUUUGUGUGCUUUAAAACAAACUGAUAGAGGCGAUUUCUUCUGAACUUGGUCCAAGGGUUUAUUUAUCACCUUGGGUAAAUUAUUUAAGUAAGGAAAAUAUUUUCCCAGCUCGAGAAUUAAAAUCCCUCAUUCAGGGGGAUCAUGUGAUUUGGCCUACUAACAUCAAGUGAAAAUGUUUUUGUUAGUGUUUUGUUUGUUUUCUUUUUAUUUAGGUCAGCUAAAUGUGAAAGUUGUGAAUUUAGGAAAAUCAUUUGUAAUGUGAGUUAUGUUAUCAAAUUUAUUUUACCCAUGUUUCCCUCCUUAUCUCUGGCAAAUAAAGCACUGGCAUUCUCUAUUUUUAUAGAUGAA